AUUAACACAGCGGCAACAGGGGCUUCAGGGCAGCGGAGCGCGGAUAGUUGCGCGCGCUGGCCGUCGCUGCGUUAUGGCCCGCGCGAGUGCGACAGUGGGUGACUCCAAGCCCAGCCCCCGUCGUGGCGUGCUGCUACUGCCGGGCCUGGGCAACAACGCGGCCGACUACGGCCCCCUGGCCGCGAAGCUGGAGGCGCGGGGGAUGGCGGUGGAGGUGGCGCAGGUGACGCGGCCGGACUGGGGUCGCAACGCGGCGGCGCUGACGGACGUCAACUGGUGGAAGGGCACACUCAAGCCGCGGCCGGCGGUGGACUGGUACCUGGCCUACGUUGACGCGUCCAUGCAGCGCCUGAAGCGGCGGCUGGACCAGGAGGCGGGCGGCGCGCCCAUCACCAUGCUCACACACUCGGCCGGUGGCUGGCUGGGCCGUGUGUACCUGCUGGACUGGGGCACGGCCGGCGUGGACCGCUUCGUGUCGCUGGGCAGCCCGCACCGCGCGCCGCCCGCCGGCGCGGCGGGUGUGGUGGACCAGACCCGCGGCAUCCUCAACUUCGUGAGCGACGCCUGCCCGGGCGCACACCACAGCGAGCUGGCCUACGUGACCAUCUGCGGCAAGUUCGUCCGCGGCGUGCCCCUGUCCGGCCCGGGCAGCGAGGCGGGCGGGCUGCUGGCCAAGUUCGCGGGGGCGGGCUACCAGCAGGUGUGCGGCAGCGCCCAGGUGUGGGGCGACUUCAUCGUGCCGCAGCCCGCCGCGCACCUGGAGGGGGCGCUGCAGGUGGACCUGGAGGGCGUGUUCCACUCCCCACUGGGCGAGAAGCUCCCCUUCUUCGGGCCCUGGUACGGAUCCGACGAGGUGCUGGAGCGCUGGGUGCACCACCUCACGGGCGACCCGGCGCCGGCGGAGGCAGCGGCGGUGGAGGCAGUGGCGGCGGCGGCGGCAGCUGCCAGCGGCAGCCAAUGAGGCGAAGGGCAGGAGAGCGUGUGGGCGUGUGGAAAGGAAUUUGUACGAGUGAGCGCGGUGUGUUGUGAUCAUGCAUGCUGGGCCUCGAUUCGCUGGUUAGGAUGGAGCUGCAGUAGUCGUGCACAUGUUGUUGGGCCGGAAUCCUGUGAUUCGCGUGUGCCCAAGUAGUCAGGGACAAUGUCGUGACUUCGUAUCCCACACGCCCGCUGCGGGCAGCAUCGACCGGCCGGCCGCGUAAGGAACGGUGUGUAGCGGCAGCUGCACAGUGCGGUUUAUCUCGUGAAGAAAGUAAAGAGAAUUGUUGUUGCGGGGAGAGGUGUGCGAGAGGCAGGCCCAUGUUGCGGCAUAGGUUUCUGACAACGGAGGGCAAGUAGGCAUACCGCCGUUCUGUGCUUGUAUUCCUUGUGAUGCAUUGCCACGCAAACUUACGCACCCUUGUUGGCUUCGAGUCGCAGUGCCC
This is a messenger RNA of Chlamydomonas reinhardtii, 1421 nucleotides long. RefSeq lists its product as uncharacterized. The transcript has 9 exons. The record is from RefSeq and is a predicted model, not a curated record. The coding region runs from base 74 to 961 and encodes 295 amino acids. NCBI's taxonomy places the organism in Eukaryota, Viridiplantae, Chlorophyta, Chlorophyceae, Chlamydomonadales, Chlamydomonadaceae.